UGCGCAGAGCAGUGCCUCCUCGGGGCGCCUGCGCGAGCCGCCGGCCGCGCCAGGACUGAGUGUUGGCCUGGUCGGCGUCGCUCCGAGUGGCGGUGUGUGAUCCCGCCAUGGCGGUGCCCCCGGCGCCCAUGGGGCCCUCGGCGCUGGGCCAGAGCGGGCCGGGCUCCAUGGCCCCCUGGUGCUCCAUGAGCAGCGGCCCAUCGCGCUACGUGCUGGGGAUGCAGGAGCUGUUCCGGGGCCACAGCAAGACACGCGAGUUCCCCGCGCACAGCGCCAAGGUGCACUCGGUGGCCUGGAGCUGCGACGGGCGGCGCCUGGCCUCGGGGUCCUUCGACAAGACGGCCAGCGUCUUCCUGCUGGAGAAGGACCGGUUGGUUAAAGAAAACAAUUACCGGGGACACGGUGACAGCGUGGACCAGCUGUGUUGGCAUCCAAGUAACCCUGACCUCUUUGUCACAGCAUCGGGGGACAAAACCAUUCGCAUCUGGGAUGUGAGGACUACCAAGUGCAUUGCCACCGUGAACACCAAAGGGGAGAACAUCAACAUCUGCUGGAGUCCAGACGGGCAGACCAUUGCUGUCGGUAACAAGGAUGACGUGGUGACCUUCAUCGACGCCAAGACACACCGUUCCAAAGCAGAAGAGCAGUUCAAGUUCGAGGUCAACGAAAUCUCCUGGAACAAUGAUAACAACAUGUUCUUCUUGACCAACGGCAAUGGUUGCAUCAACAUCCUCAGCUACCCCGAGCUGAAGCCUGUGCAGUCCAUCAAUGCCCACCCCUCCAACUGCAUCUGCAUCAGGUUUGACCCCAUGGGGAAGUACUUCGCCACAGGCAGUGCGGACGCCCUGGUCAGCCUGUGGGACGUGGACGAGUUGGUGUGUGUCCGCUGCUUCUCCAGGCUGGACUGGCCCGUGAGGACGCUGAGUUUCAGCCACGACGGGAAGAUGCUGGCGUCUGCGUCAGAAGAUCAUUUCAUAGACAUUGCUGAAGUGGAGACAGGAGACAAGCUGUGGGAGGUGCAGUGUGAGUCCCCCACCUUCACCGUGGCUUGGCACCCCAAAAGACCCCUGCUGGCAUUUGCCUGUGAUGACAAAGAUGGCAAAUAUGACAGCAGCCGGGAAGCUGGGACUGUGAAGCUGUUCGGGCUCCCCAACGAUUCCUGAGCCGAGCCCCUCCUGCC
Messenger RNA from Ochotona princeps (American pika), 1180 nucleotides. RefSeq names its product THO complex subunit 3 (gene THOC3). Gene Ontology annotation, cellular component: THO complex part of transcription export complex. Gene Ontology annotation, biological process: mRNA export from nucleus. The record is from RefSeq and is a predicted model, not a curated record. Bases 108 to 1163 code for a protein of 351 amino acids. The transcript is spliced from 6 exons. Gene Ontology annotation, molecular function: protein binding. Lineage: Eukaryota; Metazoa; Chordata; Mammalia; Lagomorpha; Ochotonidae.